Molecule: messenger RNA, 1326 nt
Organism: Nannizzia gypsea CBS 118893
Lineage: Eukaryota; Fungi; Ascomycota; Eurotiomycetes; Onygenales; Arthrodermataceae
Product: phosphatidylinositol-4-phosphate 5-kinase its3
Exons: 2
Coding region: 1-1326 (441 amino acids)
Biological process (GO): phosphatidylinositol metabolic process
Molecular function (GO): phosphatidylinositol kinase activity
Source: RefSeq, a predicted model, not a curated record
AUGGCAUAUGGCCGCAAGAUCCAUUUUGUUGUCAUGAACAACCUCUUCCCACCCCAUCGAGAUAUCCAUCAAAUGUACGACCUGAAAGGUUCAACCAUCGGUCGAGAUUUCAAGGAAGAAGACCUCGAAGCAAACCCCCGAGCUACCCUGAAAGACCUCAAUUGGCUACGAAGGAACCGCCAUCUAAACUGCGGUAAAGCGAAACGAGAAGUCUUCCUUGCCCAGCUCCGUCGAGAUGUCACCCUACUCCAGCGCCUCAAGAUAAUGGACUAUUCCCUCCUGAUCGGGAUCCAUGAUGUGGAAAAGGGCAAUGAAGAGAAACUCCGUGAUCGAACACUUCAGAUCUUCCAGCCUGGAGGCGAUCUGGCUGACGAACAACAGCCAAACUUGCUUAUGCGAACGCCAUCACGGCUGGAAAAUGCACGAAAGGCAAGAGAGCUGAGAGAAAUGAUUAAACGCGAGAAGCCUGUCCCCAUGGAGCAUACUACUGCCAAGAUGCCGGACGAGGUGCUGGAUGAACGGAAAAACUUGGUCUUUUACUCAGAUGACGGCGGGCUUAGGGCAACACACGAGAAUGGGGAUCCCGGUGAUGAGAUAUAUUACCUUGGUGUUAUUGACUGUUUAACUCAUUACGGCAUGGUAAAGAAGGCAGAGCAUUUCUGGAAAGGACUUUCUCAUCCCAGCUCGCAAAUCUCAGCUAUACCACCCGAAGCGUAUGGGGAGCGUUUCCUAGAGUUCAUCACAAGCAUCACCAAAUCGAAGGAGGAAGUAGAACGCGAAAAGCAAGCUGCUGAGGCUGCUCAGACCCACACAACCGACGAAGCGGCCACCCCUGCGGGAAAGAGAUCCAUCGAUACACAGAAGCCACUGCCCGCACACCCGGAGCCAUCCCGGACACUGAAGACGGUGAGUACCCCGGCAGACUUCAAUAAUGGCAGUGCAGCGGCUACGUUGCCUGUUGUUGAAGAAGUCGGUGAGAAUAGCAGCACAGGAGGUAGGAGUGGGCGAAGCAACGUGAGUAGAGGAGGAGAGAGAGAUGACGCACCUGCGGAUGAAGACCAGUGGACAGACAUGGAAUCCAAACGGCACAGUUUCCGUACCGCAAGAACACCAGCUAGCCCGCCACCGGUAUCUGCGCCUCCUCCAAUCCCAACAUCAAGCAUCGAUACCAUCGAACUUAAUUCGCACACCCAUAUGAACAAUCCAACUGAUAAGAAAGGAACCAUUCGUGCCGUGAGGAGUAGUACCGAGAGAGACAAGGAGGCAUUGCCUACAACUGAUAGACCGCCGAUGCCUCAACGACCGCCCCCUACACCACCGACAUAG